CUUUAAAACAGAAAUUCUGGUCUUUUUUAGAAAUCUAAAGAGGGGGGAGAUUAUUUUAAGAAACUUUAACAUUUUAUGGAGAUUAUACAACUUUUAGGAAGUGGGUUUUAUCAAGCGUUCUGACACGGCUGAUCCGCUUAAGGUUUAUUGAUGGAAAGUGUCGGGAGGGGAUAACUUUAUCUCGAACUGUGAGGUUAAAAUCGAAUUUUAAAACCGCUGCUAGUUUCGUCCUCGCCCGGAAAUAAGAGAAAGGUAAUCAGUUAGAAAAACGCUUCAGCGAGAAGGUGGGUCGAUAGCGGAUCAAUAAGCAUUUCGCCAAGAUAAUGUACACGGCGGCGAGUACCUUUCCGAGAUGUCAGGUACGGGGAGACAGAUUAGAGCGACGGCAGAGGUCGAAGUGUUAGAUCUAAGUAAAGCGAACAAGUCAUCCCUGCGUGAGCGCUGGGGAUAUCACGGGUCGAAACAGUUCCCGCAUUUUAACGGCUUCGCUCGGAAGGAGAAACUACGGGGAGAGGAACUUGUAGCGAGCGUAUACAUGAGGAUGCCUGCUAUCAAGAAGGAGAAAACCGAUGGGGAAAUGGUCACUCGGGGGCUGCUGGACAGUCUUCCCGAAUAUCUGGCCCCUCUGUCCAUCCCAAUGGUGACCCCACACCCUGCGCCUUACGACCACAUCUUCAGCCGGCGCCACCGUGCCUUCCUGGGGCUUCCCGAGGCUGCCCACCCGGGCGACCUGAUGCUAGAGCGCUUCCAUUCCGUUCCAGAUUUCCAGCCGAUCUUUGACAACGGGGAACCCUGCAUCGAAGUAGAGUGCGGAGAAAACAAAGCCCUCCUCUACAUCCAUAAACUGUGCCAAGGCAGCAAGGGACCCUCCAUCCGCUACCGGGGCGAGUGGCUGACCCCCAAUGAAUUUCAGUUCGUCAGCGGCAGAGAGACAGCCAAGGACUGGAAACGGAGCAUAAGGCACAAAGGGAAAAGUUUGAAGACACUUAUGUCAAAGGGAAUCUUACAGGUACACCCGCCAAUCUGUGACUGUCCCGGUUGCCGAAUUUCAUCUCCGGUGAAUCGGGGACGCUUGGCUGAGAAGAGGACAAUCCCCCUGCCGCCAACAAGGGUUCCUAAGAAGGAACUGCCCUCUGCUUUCUCCCACAGCGACGACAGUGAAGAGAGUGAGAAAGCAAAUGGUGGUCACCCUCCUGAGAUAAAGCGGGAAGAGGAUUUCCAGACAGGCACCAUGAAACGAAGAUUGGACGCUUAUGGCCAGCAGAGAGAGGAGAUUUUCAACCCUUCAAUCUGUACUUCCUUGCACCCCGAUCCCAGAGGUGAAAGCCGAGAAAGCGAUCUCUCAACCAUCAUUUCCAACCUGCAUCAGAGUCGUCAGCUCGUUAUGCCAGAGAGCCAGAAUCGGAAUGAGAUAAAGAGAAACGGUGUGGACUUACUCCCAGGGCAGGCAGAUGACAUUUUAGGAAAGCGAAGAGUAUGUUCACCGAAUAACAACAGUGAGUGUCCAGAAGUCAAAAGGCGAAGGAGUGAAUCACCAAAGGAGAAGUGUCAGACGCCACUAAUCGAGGAGCAGAUUAUUCAGAUGACCCCCGAGGAACACUACAGACGGAUGUUGUCGGCACUAAAUGACCACGGGACGUACGAGGAGCAGCAGCAACGCUUGUACCAGCUGGCCAACAGUAUGGGCGUGCCAACCCACGGAGACCUGCUGAGAGUUCGGCAAGAGGCAGCCAGCGCUGUCCGCACGUCCAGUGCCAUGGAGGCUCACAUUCCGUCGUCAAGCAGCUCGUCAAGCCAACGGAGGAAGCAGGGGCUCCCCCAGCACAGAGACGCACAUUUUAAUGAGAGAGAAAUGACGCACACGAACCCUUUGCUUUCACCCCAGAACGCUCCGCACAUUGCUCUCGGACCCCACCUCCGGCCCCCCUUCCUUGGGGUGCACUCAUCCCUCUGCCAGACCCCAGGUUACAGCUUCCUGCAGCCCGCCCAGGCUGAGAUGUUCGCUCGGCAGCAGGAAAUGCUCCGGAAACAGAACCUGGCAAGAAAUGUUCCAGUGAUCCGAUUGGCUCCCGCAAAAGAACAACACUGGCUGGAGAUGUCCGCAGAGCUUCUACGGCAGAAGGAGUUUGAGACAAUCCACCGUCAGCGGAUUCUGGGGGCCGACCCCCUCUCUCUUCACCCCGGACUGCCUCCGGACCACCCUGCCCUGCGCAGCGUCCACGACAUUCCCGAGGGCCACCCGCUGCGGGAGGAGAUCUCCCGUCGGAACGCCAUGCUGGUGCUGAGGCACAGCACGGCCCCACUGCUGUCCCUGAACCACUCCGUCCCUGGUGGCGCACCGCCAAAGGAGCCAGGCCGCAAGGGCGCCAGGAAGGCGGCCCACCUCCGGGCGGAUGUCCCAUGUGCCGGCGAGUUCAAGGAGCACGGUGAGGGCCGGGGGCGGGAUCCUGUCGCCGAGGGCAACGAUGAGGAGAUGAAGGACUCUGAGAGCGACCUGGAGGGCAGUGACGGCAAGCCCGAGAACCUGAAGGCCGAGUUGGCCGGGUCGACCCACGAGUUCAAGGACAAAGAUGCGGUGAGGCCCAGUGAGGCCGCCAAGGAGAUCCGUGAGCCGGUGGUCAGUCAGAACCUGCCGUGUGUCUCUGUGGGAGCCGAUUCUCCGAGUCACAUCCUGGGCCCUGGCAUCAACGAGAGCAAAUCAAAGUACCUCCCUCCCGCUCCAGCUCCCCUGCCACAGCCACUUCCAUUUGGAUUCCCGUACACUGCAAAUCCGUACUUCCAAACAGGCAGCAUUGGUAGCCUCUUCCUCGACGCAGAAGACAGCGCACCCGUGGAGGACAUCAGCAAAUGGACGGUUGACGACGUCUGCAGCUUCAUCACCAACCUCUCAGGCUGCGCAGAGUACACGCAGGUGUUCAGAGAACAGGCUAUUGACGGAGAAACGUUACCCCUGCUAACGGAGGAGCACUUACUGAACACCAUGGGGCUGAAGUUGGGACCAGCACUGAAAAUCAGAGCGCAGGUUGCCAAAAGGAUUGGGCGGGUUUUGUACAUGGCCAGCUUCCCGCUGGCAAUGCCACUUCCACCCGCUGCACUGAGACCCCCCGAGAGGGACCUCCCUCACCCCGAGAACCGGCCCUCCUCGACUGGCAGCGUGGCCUCGCCGUACGCAGGCAUCCCAGCCAGCCGCAUCUCGCCGAAGCAGGAGAAUGGCAACGCCUCCGCCAUAGGGAUCAGCGAUGUCAGCAAGCCACAGUUGUGAUCGCGUCGUCCGCUCUGGUGACAGAAGUGAACGUGUCGUUUCGCAAAACCAAAGUAUUUAUUCGGAGCGCCAACUUCACUGGUCGGCUGCAUUUCCUCAACGACAAACACUCUGGCUUCUAAACACAUGAAAUAAAAACUCCAGUCUAGUCCACAGCAAAGAGGCCUGCAAAAUGGACAAAGAAAUACGUGUUGGAAAGAAGAGUACAAUCAGACUGGCCUCCCACAAAACAAAAGCUGCUGCUCUUUACUGCUUGGAGCUGCAAGAUGUAUGGACCUUUUCCCCCUUUUCUAACGCAGAAAUGAAGCGCAGAGGUUGCAGGAAUGAAAUACCCUGCACAGUGCACUUGUACCAAAAAAUAAUUCCGUCACAGACUUAAAAUAUUAAGUGUAAAACUAACAGAUUUCACAAGCGCUAACUAUGAUGAGGAACUUGAGGUAUGGCAGCGUCUAUGCAUUUGUCCAGUACUAAACCAAAGAUGACAGUGAUUGGUCGUUAUUUACAAGUGGUACAGUACCUUUAGUUUAUAUUUUUUGCCUAUUGGACACAAUUUAAAAGUGCCUCACUAUAGAGGUUUGAUCACUACUUGCACACCUGUGUGUGUGUACACAUGCAAAUACACACGCGCGCACACACACACACACACUUGACAGAACUAUGGGUACACAUGUACCAGAGAUUAUUUAAAGAUGACCAUUUCUAGAUUUGUGGCUAUCCAAUACCUGUACAGCAAAUUAUUUGAACAAAGUUAGUUGCAGAACUCAUUUCGGUACUCAUUUUUUUUCUCUUUUUUCUUCUGUUGUUGUGUAGUUUGCACGUUUUUCUGGAUUUUUUCGGGCGGGAGGGAAGGGGUCGGAAGUGUAAACUGCCUGGGAUGUUCCUUGUCUUUUAUUCCUGAUGGAUGCUUUAAAGCAAUCAACAUAAUUGGAGAUUUACAUUAUUUAUGGAGAUUUUGUUUGUAGGUUGAAUACUGUUUAGCGCAAUAUAUAGAGAUUAAUAUUCAUCCCUAAAAGGGUGAGAAAUAUGAAAAAAUUUAAAAAAUUGUUGUUCCUUUAUAUGGUUUUGGCCACUGUGUCAAAUUAUUGUUUAUCUUCCUGCAGCAGUAAACUAUGAGAAUAUGGUGAUUUGUAAGAUAAUUUUAGCCGAUUUGUUGAUUUGCUUUUAUUCUUGUCCUUCACUUUUCGUGAAAUAAAAUACCACCUCCCCACUAAAAAAUCACCCUAACUGAGCUGGCGUCUUGUUGGAUGGUUUAUGCACAGUGGACACCCAUACCUCUUAGUUUAGAUUAGGUUAGUGCUAUGCUAUACAGCACUGUCUAUAAAAGACUGAGGUUCAAUUCCUGCCGCUGCAGGCAAGGAAUUCGUACACUUACAGGUUUCCUCCCAUAUUCCAAAGACGUACACUUAGGGUUGGUAAGUUGGUGACUGUUGAGGGCUGCCCCCAGAUUAUCCUCACUGAUUUGAUGCAGAAAACACGUUUCAAUAUAUGUUUUGAUGAACAUUUGACAAAUUAAGCUAAUCUUUAUAAAGAUAACCUAAACUAUAAGGGAAUCUAAAACCCUCAUUUGCCACAUUGAGAUCUCAAAACAUACAGUCAAAAUACAUCUUUUGUAGCCUGGUAAAAUUACACUUGCAGGACAGAUAGAGCUCUUAAAGAUAGUGGAGUCAAGGGAUAAGGGGAGAAGGCAGGAACAGGGUACUGAUUGUGGAUGGUCAGCCAUGAUCACAUUGAAUGAUGGUGAUGGCUUGAAGGGCCGAAUGGCCUACUCCUGCACCUAUUGUCUAUUGACAACAAAUCCUUUUUUGGGUCUUUAAUUCCUUUAUGUUUUAGAUGUUUUAAAGCAAAAAGAGGGUAUCGAAACAAAAAUGACAAAAUGAAUUUUUAAAAAACAGUUCCCGCUCUUACAAUCUCUGCUUAUGUUUCGUAUGCAGUUAUGAAAAUAUCUCAGAGAGAUAGCAGACAACUGCAGGAAACGAAGUUAGGGGGAUUUUUAAUUUUCCACAUAUUGUGGGACUCCCAUACUGUUAAAGGUCUAGACAGGUUAGAGUUUGUAAAAUGUGUUCAGGAAAGUUUUCUAGAUCAAUAUAUAGAGGUACUGACUAGAGAGGAUGCAAUAUUAUAUCUAUUAGGAAACGAGUUAGGACAGGUGACAGAAGUGAGUGUAGGGGAACACUUUGGUUCCAGUGAUCAUAACACCAUUAGUUUCAACUUGAUCAUGGAUAAAGAUAGAUCCGCUCCUCAGGUUGAGGUUCUAAACUGGAAAAGGGCCAAAUUUGAAGAAAUGAGAAAGGAUCUAAAAAGCGUGGAUUGGGACAGGUUGUUCUCUGGCAAGGAUGUCGUUGGUAAGUGGGAGGCCAUCAAAGGAGAAAUUUUGAGAGUGCCGAGUUCGUAUGUUCCUGUCAGGAUUAAAGGCAAAGCGAAUAAGGAACCUUGAUUCUUGAGGGAUAUUGGAACUCUGAUAAAGAAGAGGGAGAUGUAUGACAUGUACAGGAAACAGAGAGCAAAUAAGGUAUUAAGGAGUAUAAAAAGUGCAAAAAAAAUACUAAGAAAGAAAUCAGGAGGGCUAAAAGAAGACAUGAGGUUGCUUUGGCAGUCAGGGUGAAGGAUAAUCCAAAGAGCUUCUACAAGUAUAUUAAGAGCAAAAGGAUAGUAAGGAAUAAAAUUGAUCCUCUUGAAGAGCAGAGUGGUCAGCUAUGUAUGGAACCAAAAGAAAUGGGGGAGAUCUUAAAUGUUUUUUUUUGCGUCUGUAUUUAUUAAGGAAACUGGCAUGGAGUCAAUGGAAAUAAGGCAAACAAGUAGUGAGGUCAUGGAACCUAUACAGAUUGAAGAGGAGGAGGUGCUUGCUAUCUUGAGGCAAAUGAGAGUAGAUAAAUCCCCAGGACCUGACAGGGUAUUCCCUUGGACCUUGAAGGAGACUAGUGUUGAAAUUGCAGGGGCCCUAGCAGAUAUAUUUAAAAUGUCGGUAUCUACGGGUAAGGUGCCGGAGGAUAGCUCAUGUUGUUCCGUUGUUUAAAAAAGGCUCUAAAAGUAAUCCAGGAAAUUAUAGGCUGUUAAGUUUGACGUCGGUAGUAGGUAAAUUAUUGGAAGGAGUACUAAGAGAUAGGACCUACAUGUAUUUAGAUAGACAGGGACUUGUUAGGGAGAGUCAACACUGCUUUGUACAUGGUAGGUCAUGUUUAACAAAUCUACUAGAGUUUUUCGAGGAGGUUACAAGGAAAGUGGAUGAAGUGAAGGCAGUGGAUGUUGUCUACAUGGACUUCAGUAAGGCCUUUGACAAGGUCCUGCAUGAUAACCUCCCAUGCGAAGAUUCAGUUGCUAGGUAUACAUGGAGAGGUAGUAAAUUGGAUUAGACAUUGGCUCAAUGGGAGAAGCCAGAGUGGUAGUGGAGGAUUGCUACUGAGUGGAGGCCUGUGACUAGUGGUGUGCCACAGGGAUCAGUCCUGGGUCCAUUGUUAUUUGUCAUCUAUAUCAAUGAUCUGCAUGAUAAUAUGGUAAAUUGGAUCAGCAAAUUUGCUGAUGAUACAAAAAUUGGAGGUGUAGUGGACAGUGAGGAAGGUUUUCAAAGUUUGCAGAGGGAUCUGGACCAGCUGGAAAAAUGGGCUGACAAAUGGCAGAUGGAGUUUAAUACAGACAAGUGUGAGGUAUUACACUUUGGAAGGACAAACCAAGGUAGAACAUACAAGGUAAAUGGUAGGACAUUGAGGAGUGCAGUAGAACAGAGGGAUCUGGGAAUACAGAUACAAAAUUCCCUAAAAGUGGCGUCACAGGUAGAUAGGGUAGUAAAGAGAGCUUUUGGUACAUUGGCCUUUAUAAAUUAAAGUAUUGAGUAUAAGAGUUGGAAUGUUAUGGUGAGGUUGUAUAAGGCAUUGCUGAGGCCAAAUUUGGAGUAUUGUGUGCAGUUUUGGUCACCGAAUUACAGGAAGGAUAUUAAUAAGGUUGAAAGAGUGCAGAGAAGGUUUACAAGGAUGUUGCCAGGACUUGAGAAACUGAGUUACAGAGAAAGGUUGAACAGGUUAGGACUUUAUUCCCUGGAGCAUAGAAGAAUGAGGGGAGACUUGAUGGAGGUAUAUAAAAUUAUGAUGGGUAUAGAUAGAGUUAAAGCAAGCAAGCAUUUUCCACUGGGGCUAGGGGAGAAAA
Molecule: messenger RNA, 7399 nt
Organism: Hypanus sabinus (Atlantic stingray)
Lineage: Eukaryota; Metazoa; Chordata; Chondrichthyes; Myliobatiformes; Dasyatidae
Gene: samd11
Product: sterile alpha motif domain containing 11
Exons: 15
Coding region: 353-3262 (969 amino acids)
Biological process (GO): positive regulation of transcription by RNA polymerase II
Molecular function (GO): DNA-binding transcription activator activity, RNA polymerase II-specific; protein binding; RNA polymerase II cis-regulatory region sequence-specific DNA binding
Source: RefSeq, a predicted model, not a curated record